Cantharellus anzutake is the source of this 2679-nucleotide messenger RNA. RefSeq lists its product as uncharacterized. The record is from RefSeq and is a predicted model, not a curated record. The transcript has 8 exons. NCBI's taxonomy places the organism in Eukaryota, Fungi, Basidiomycota, Agaricomycetes, Cantharellales, Hydnaceae. Bases 169 to 2679 code for a protein of 836 amino acids.
GUGGCUCGUGACUGUUCGAGUUCCGCCUUCGCCAUGUUGGAGCCGCCUGCGACCACUGAACUGAACGAAACUAUUCAGUGGCGAAGGCGGAAAUCCAACAAUCACGAGCCACUGGCACGGAAUGCCGGACCCGGCUGAUUUCGCAGACUCCAUAUCUAUCGAUUCUUCAUGAGUACUCCCAUAGGCGUCGACUCAAAAGGCGGGGCUGCCAGAGACGAUCGGAAAACGUUCAAUAGUCGUGUCAUCCAGGCGAUCGAUGACUACAGCACUGCAAAUGGUCUAGUUUUCGGAGGAUUUACGACACCACCAAAAUUGCUACAAAUAUUGCUUUCAACUCAUCUACCCACUGGUACCAAUGCUCCUGAUGAGGCCACAUGUGGUGAAUAUAUUUCGGUUACCCCAAAUUUAUUUCCCAAGCUUCUCAAAGCAUACCGCGACAACUCUUUCUUCGAGUUGUUGAAUGAUGUCGAUAUGCGGCCUCUAACGGGCCUUACCGAUUAUCAGAGUGGCGGGCUUCCAACCAGUCAUAGUGUUCGCGGUCUCCAAUCAGCGUUUCACGAACCCUAUCGAGGAGAGGCGCACAAGCUGCUCAUCGAGGUAUUGAACGAGUAUUGGGAGUCAAGCGCCGGGAUCGAACCAAGUGAGAGACCAUACAAUUGGUCUCUAUCAGUCAUCCAGUCUUCGGGUAUGGGGAAAUCCAGAAUGGCCAAUGAAGCCGCGCUCUCCGUAUUUACGAUUCCAAUCAAUAUUCGUGAGGAGCUGAGCCCUAGUCUCAAAACCUAUCCCCCUCCGGACAGGCGGUUCCGCGAAUAUUUUCACGGACACGAUGUAAAAAGCGAUAUUCGGCUGCAGGCAGAGAAUGCAAUUCUAUUGAGCGUGCUGUUCACAAAGGCCGCCGAACUUCUUGAGAAACCCAUUUUCAAACAUGAAACAGGAGCGGCGCUAGCGAGCCAAUGGGUUGAUUAUCUCGACAAUGGACAGACCAAUAUCGAAGGUGGUACGAAUAGGAACGAGUUCCUGGAUUCUGUGGCGAAUCAGGCAGACCAGCUUCGAUUAGUGGAGCUAGGUGUCCUACAGCAAAAUAAAAAAACGGCCCUAAUGAAACUGGACCACUCCAUAAGCCGAAUGCAGAACUCAUGCCGCAAGUUUGUCAAGGCCAUCUCUAGUAAUGACAGGAAAGCAAAAGAAGUCAAAUGCAUUAUUUACUUUGAUGAAGCUCACCAGCUUACCGAACCUGUCCCACCAGAAAAGGAGACCGACGCAAGGAGUCGCUCACCCUAUCAUAACCUUGGCACAGUGCUAUCUGCGCUAAUCAAUUUCCCUAAAUUCGGACCCUCGCCCGCCAGCCAUCCAUCAGUUCGCAUUGCUCAGGGCCUCCGCCUUUUCCCUCCUUUCACCGAGCUGCCGUUCGACAUCUUUGUGGACAAAGUAUUUGAAACUUUGGAAAACCAGGAGAAAAAUCUCAGCCUUGAAAACGUGGGCCAAAUGAGUGUGAUGGCAGGGUUUGGACGUAGCCUAUGGUAUGUCCACCACAAGGAGUGGCUGGAGCAUCAAGGAUUUCCUGUUAUACCGUUCGCUGGAGAGAAACUGUUCGUGGAAGGGAACAAAGCGCGACUAUUCCACUCUUUCAUUGCUGCUCUGGGGAACUGGUUGAAUCCCACAUGCGUGUUAUUUAUGCCAUCCCAGAGCAUCGCGAGUUCAUGCAUGCCGGAUCGCCCUGAGCCUAUACUGGCCGAAGCAGCAGCGAGGCGUCUGAAUGGCCCUUCGGAUGGCAAUGGAAUAGAAAUUCAAGGCCCAGAAAUUCUAGCUCAGGCUUGUGCGAAGGGACUUCUUGCGAAGGGAGAGCGCGGGGGAAUCUGCGGUCGACUUCUUGUGACUAUUGCACAUGAUAUCGCCGUCCGACAAAAAUCCUCUUUGCCAAAUCAUCAUUCACCUGACCCACAUUUUCAUCGACCUGUCCAUGUCCUCGACUUUCUCAGGGCUCUAUUUGCGAAGCAACUCGAAACCGUGAUAUUGAAGGCCGACUCGGUGACGGCCAGGGAGGGUGUCCCUAAUUUGGAAACAGCGUUUGCGAAUGCGUAUAUCUUUUUUUCCCAUUUCGCUCUGGCCGAAAAUUCUGAAACGCUCUCUGCUCCAAACCUGGCAGUAGCUCUGCUGCGUGGCAUGGCUCUCCAAGCCAAAGAUAACCAGGAGUCGAUUGAUGCUGUUAUCCCUGUUCAUAUGGGUGACCCAACCAAGUCUAUCUCGCCAGAAUCGACAUCAGCGAUUAACUUACAAUUCAGGAAUCGGAAAGAGGCCAAACCUUGCCGCGUACUUCGCCAGAUCACUGUUCCAGAUGAAAAGGUGGCAGUAAUAUCUAUCAUUUUCGAGCUCGGAGCCAGGAAGAUAGGAGAACCUGGACUUGUGACCAUUACUAAAGACAUACCUCACAACACUCGCAGCUCUCCAAGCAAAUUGCACCGGGACGACCAUCAUUAUGAAAUUGUCGCUCACGGUUGCAUAUCGGAGACUUUCGCAGCGAUUCCAUCAGCUGUUGAGCCAAAGUACCAGUCUCUCCUCGCGGCUCAGACUAUUGUUGAGGACUUUCCUCGGGCAGGAAAGGAGAAAAGUUUGCGAGCGUUCAAAAACUUAAAACCGUUCUUUAAUGGCCUUCAAGAACCAGUGAAAUGGAGAAAAUGA